UUUAUGCUACUGUCCUUUCUAAGCCAAAAUGUUAAAUGUGUAUUUUUUUCUUCUUUCUCAUUUUUCUGCUGCAUAUCUUCAGGUAUCGUUGUUUUGUCUCCCUCGUUUGUUUUUUCAAACCCCUCUCAUCUCAUCUGAGUGAAUGUGGAGCGCGCGCGCGCAGCAUAUGGACAGCGCGUGUCCUGCUGCAGCUCAGAGGCUGAAAGACGCACAGCUGAUAAUCUGCUCUAAUCGUUUAAUUUUGCCCAGUGUGGCCUUUGCAGGUGCUCAGGUGAAGCUGGUGAAGCCACAUCCGCCCGCUGUCUGGCCUCGAUUCCGUCCUCGAGCUUCAACUUCGCGCGCUUCGUCCUGCUUUUCUGCGCGGGGGGAACUUUUCGGAGCGCGCGCUCCCAGACUUUCCCGUUAGUUGUUCCUUUGAGACGCGGAGGCGCAUCUGCUCUUCACCUCAGCCCCUUAUUAGCAACAUGAUGAGAAGCAGGAACUUUCCCCAAAGUCCACCCCGCCCUUGAUGACAGGACGCUGGCCGCAGUGCUGUGGCUCUCCCCGGGACGCACCGACCGCAGAGCCGCGGCGGAGAUGGCGGCCAACGCGAGCGCGGCGGCGGCGGCGGCGGGGCAGGACGCGGCGGCGGGACACAACCCGCUGGCGCUGGUGUUCGGCGUGCUGCUGAUCGUGGUGAUCAUCUGCGGGAACCUGCUGGUGUGUCUGAGCGUCAUCACGGAGAGGGCUCUGAAGACCACCACCAACUACUUCAUCGUGAGUCUGGCGGUCGCAGACCUGAUGCUGGCGGUGCUCGUCCUGCCGCUCUUCGUCUACUCGGAGUUCCAGGAUGGUGUCUGGACCCUCAGUACCACGAUCUGUGAUGGGUUAAUGACCAUGGACGUCAUGCUGUGCACCGCCUCCAUCUUCAACCUCUGCGCCAUCAGCAUCGACAGGUUCAUUGCUGUGUCGAUCCCUCUGAACUACAACAGGAAGCACGUGGACCUGCGUCAAACUGUUCUGCUGUCAGCCACUUGGAUCUUGGCCCUGGCCGUGGCCUCCCCAAUCUUGUUUGGUAUCAACAACAUCCCAAACCGGGACCGUGGAGAGUGUAAGCUGGAGAACGACGACUAUGUGCUCUACUCGUCCGUGUGCUCCUUCUUCAUCCCCUGUCCCAUCAUGGUGCUGCUAUACUGCGGGAUGUUUCGAGGACUGCACCGCUGGGAGGAGGCCCGGAGAGCCAAGCUCAAGAGCAGCAUCCAGGCCUGCCGCAAACUGCAGGAGGCUGCGUCCUCCCUGCCUCCUUUGGCCUCCCUGCCUCCGCCACUGCCCCCCAUCAUAGAGAGGGAACCGAGUGAUAUGCCGGGCGAGCAGCCCGAAUUGCCGCCUGUGGACCAGCCACAUAAUUCUGAGUGCAAACGCUCUGUACCCACUGUAAGCUUUGCAGAAAUCAAGUUUGACCCUAACCCUAACAGAAAAAAGAGGGCCAAAAUCAACAGCCGAGAGAGGAAAGCCAUGAGGGUGCUUCCGGUUGUUGUCGGUGCCUUUCUCUUUUGCUGGACCCCCUUCUUUGUUCUUCACAUCAUGCGAGCGCGUUGUCAUGACUGCCAAAUCCCAUCGGCUUUGAUGAGCUUGGUAACGUGGCUCGGCUACGUCAACAGCGCCCUCAACCCCAUCAUCUACACCAUCUUCAACACUGAGUUCAGGAACUUUUUCAAAAAGGUUUUGCACCGCUGCUGCUCAUAGAAGAACCCCCAGCUGCUGGGAAGACUCUAAACAUCUGGAGUCUGCUCACGCCCUCAAUCUCUGUCCUCUGAGGUUUCUACUUCUAACAGUACAGUUUGUCUUCUUAUCAGCACUUUCAACAGCUUUAAGGUAAAACUUCAUUUACAGUUUUUCUCAGUCGCUUUAGUACAUUUCUCAGAUCAGAAUUGAAGUUUGCAAAUACGUGUGUGCAUU
Oryzias latipes (Japanese medaka) is the source of this 1938-nucleotide messenger RNA. It is a transcript of the gene drd4a, whose product is annotated as dopamine receptor D4a. Gene Ontology annotation, molecular function: G protein-coupled receptor activity; dopamine neurotransmitter receptor activity, coupled via Gi/Go. Gene Ontology annotation, cellular component: plasma membrane. Lineage: Eukaryota; Metazoa; Chordata; Actinopteri; Beloniformes; Adrianichthyidae. Gene Ontology annotation, biological process: regulation of potassium ion transport; negative regulation of cytosolic calcium ion concentration; regulation of dopamine secretion. The record is from RefSeq and is a predicted model, not a curated record.